UGUCACAUACAAAAUUGCAGUGCAGAUUUUACGUGUUUCUUCUUGAACUUGUCUCUUGAAUUUGAAGAUAAAAAAAAUAAUUCAAUAAUAAUGGAUGAAGAAAACCAUGAUUUGGAGCCCUUGGAACCCUCGCUUAAGAAUGUGAUAGAGCAGAAAUCCUUACGAUGGAUUUUUGUUGGUGGGAAAGGUGGUGUUGGGAAAACCACUUGCAGCUGCAGCUUGGCCGUUCAACUAUCCAAAGUUAGGGAAUCAGUUUUGAUAAUUUCUACAGAUCCAGCACAUAAUAUUUCUGAUGCAUUCGACCAAAAAUUUUCAAAGGUCCCAACCAAAGUGAAGGGUUUUGACAACUUGUUUGCAAUGGAGAUUGACCCUAAUGUUGGUCUGACUGAGCUACCAGAAGAGUAUUUUGAAGGUGAAACUGAGGCCAUGAGACUCGGCAAGGGAGUCAUGCAGGAGAUUGUUGGGGCCUUCCCUGGCAUUGAUGAAGCCAUGAGCUAUGCUGAGGUAAUGAAGCUGGUGAAAGGUAUGAACUUUAGUGCUGUAGUGUUUGACACAGCACCUACUGGACACACUCUCCGCCUUCUCUCAUUCCCACAAGUUGUAGAAAAGGGGCUCGGCAAGCUAAUGCGCUUAAAGUCUAAGGUUGCUCCAUUCAUCAACCAAGUGGCCACUCUUUUUGGUCUGGCUGAGUUUAAUUCAGACAUGUUCAGCAACAAAAUGGAUGAAAUGCUCUCUGUAAUCAGACAAGUCAACACCCAAUUCAAAGAUCCCAAUCAGACCACAUUUGUUUGUGUAUGUAUUGCCGAAUUCCUGUCAUUAUAUGAGACGGAACGCUUAGUACAAGAGCUGACAAGGUGUGGCAUUGACACUCACAAUAUAAUCGUGAACCAGCUGUUGCUAAGAACGUCUGCUCCAUGCGAACUCUGCGCCGCGAGACACAAAGUGCAAGAAAAGUAUUUAGAACAGAUUGCAGACUUGUAUGAAGACUUUCAUGUUACCAAAUUACCUCUGCUAGAUAAAGAAGUCCGUGGAGCCCAAGCUGUGAAUGCUUUCUCAGAAUAUUUGGUCAAACCUUAUGUACCACCUCCACAAGCUACAUGAAGUGUUAAUUAUAUAUCAGGUCCCAUAAUUGUGCAAGUAAUUUGUGUCUAUUAAAUUCUUAGUACGAUUUACUUGGUGCUAAUGGUCACACUAAUUUUAUAUCUCAACUUCUCUAAUUGGGCCUUCCGGGAUUUAAUUUAUACUUUCCAAAGGAUUAUCCUUGUAUAUCCAGUAAAUGUAAUAUUACUCUAA
Molecule: messenger RNA, 1293 nt
Organism: Amyelois transitella
Lineage: Eukaryota; Metazoa; Arthropoda; Insecta; Lepidoptera; Pyralidae
Product: ATPase ASNA1 homolog
Exons: 5
Coding region: 91-1101 (336 amino acids)
Biological process (GO): post-translational protein targeting to endoplasmic reticulum membrane
Cellular component (GO): GET complex
Molecular function (GO): ATP hydrolysis activity; ATP binding
Source: RefSeq, a predicted model, not a curated record